AUGCUUUCCACGAAUUUGGCGACGUGGGCGUCGCUUCUCGCAUGUCUUCCAGCCACUCUCGCUUUUCAGACUAAUAAUCACGCUCGUGUUACAAGAAGCUUGAAGAGACAUGCUGGCCACGGCCACACACCACCGACCGACACCAAUUCAUCGAACAUUUACGAAACGAGAUUCCCCGGCGUCACCUGGGACAAUGACAACUGGGUUCUUGCGACGACGACACUAGACCAGGGACACUAUCAGUCCCGUGGCUCGGUGGCCAAUGGCUACCUGGGCAUUAAUGUCGCCAGCGUUGGCCCAUUCUUUGAGCUGGACACCCCGGUGUCCGGUGAUGUGAUUAACGGCUGGCCCCUGUUUUCCAGAAGACAGAGCUUUGCGACCAUUGCCGGCUUCUUCGACUUUCAGCCCACUACUAAUGGCUCGAACUUCCCCUGGCUGAACCAGUAUGGAGGCGAGAGUGUCAUCAGUGGGGUUCCGCACUGGAGCGGGUUGGUUCUCGAUCUCGGGGAUGAUACUUACCUGGAUGCUGCCGUUGACAACGAGACCAUCUCUGGCUUCCAGUCUGCUUAUGACUUUAAGUCUGGCGUGUUGUCUUGGUCCUACACAUGGACUCCAACGGAUGACAAGGGCUCGUUCAACAUCACAUACCGCCUGUUUGCCAACAAGCUGCAUAUCAAUCAAGCCGUGGUCGACAUGGAGAUUACGCCCUCCCAGGAGUCGCAAGCGACGGUCGUCAAUGUCAUCGAUGGAUACUCGGCUGUUCGUACGGAUUUUGUGGAGUCGGGUGAGGACGAUGGCGCUAUCUUCUCGGCUGUGCGGCCCUGGGGAAUCGCGAACGUGACGGCCUAUGUCUACGCCAACCUGACUGCCUCCAAGAACGUGGAUCUGGCCUCUCACACUCUUGUCGCUGACAAGCCGUAUAUCCACACCAACGAGUCGUCGGUUGCGCAGGCUGUCCGCGUUAACUUCCGUGCUAACGAAACUGUCCGCAUCACCAAGUUUGUCGGUGCUGCUUCCUCUGAUGCAUUCCCCGACCCACAAAAGACAGCCAAACAGGCUGUGUCUGCAGCAUUGGGGGCUGGUUACAUGGAAUCGCUGCAGUCACAUGUCGCUGAAUGGGCAGAUAUCCUCCUCGAUGGCUCGGUGGAUAGCUUUGUUGAUCCAGUGACUGGAAAACUUCCAGACGACGAGCACAUAGUCAAUUCGCAGGUUAUCGCCGUCGCCAACACGUACUACCUUCUGCAGAACACCGUCGGCAAAAAUGCUACCACAGCGGUCUCCGAUGCUCCGGUCAAUGUCGACAGUAUCUCUGUGGGCGGAUUGACUUCGGACUCGUAUGCGGGCCAGGUCUUCUGGGAUGCCGACGUCUGGAUGCAACCGGGUCUGGUGGCCUCUCAUCCUGAGGCUGCGCAGCGGAUAACCAAUUUCCGAGUCGUGCAGUAUCAACAGGCACUCGAGAAUGUCAACACUGCUUUCACGGGCUCGAAGAACCAAACCUCCUUCUCGCCGUCGGCGGCUAUCUAUCCGUGGACAAGUGGCCGGUUCGGCAACUGUACCGGUACCGGUCCUUGUUGGGACUACCAGUAUCACUUGAAUGGUGAUAUCGGGCUUUCGCUGAUGUAUCAGUGGAUUACAAGCGGCGAUACCAAGGUCUUCCGCGAGCAACAUUUCCCCAUCUAUGACUCCAUCGCGACCCUGUACUCGAACCUUGUUGAGCGCAAUGGAUCCUCGUGGACGUUGACCAACAUGACUGAUCCGGAUGAAUAUGCCAAUCACAUUGACGCCGGUGGCUUCACCAUGCCUCUCAUCUCGGAGACACUGGGCUAUGCCAAUACAUUCCGCAAGCAAUUCGGUCAUGAACAGAAUGAGACCUGGAGUAAGAUUGCAGAGAACGUCCUUGUCAUCCGCGAGAACGACGUGACACUAGAGUACACCACUAUGAAUGGCACUACGGUUGUGAAGCAGGCUGAUGUGGUUCUCGUCACGUAUCCUUUGGUUUACGACAACAACUACACUUCCGAGUACUCGUUGAACGAUCUCGACUUUUAUGCCAACAAGCAGUCUCCUGACGGACCUGCCAUGACAUGGGCUAUCUUUGCUAUUACCGCCAACGAUGUCUCGCCCUCUGGCUGCUCCGCUUACACUUACCAUCAAAACUCUUAUGACCCAUACAUGAGAGCGCCCUUUUUCCAGCUUUCAGAGCAGACGAUCGAUGAUGCUAGCAUCAAUGGCGGUACCCAUCCAGCCUAUCCUUUCUUGACGGGACACGGCGGUGCCAAUCAAGUGGUCCUCUUCGGAUAUCUCGGUCUGAGACUGCUUCCGGAUGAUGCUAUUCAUAUCGACCCCAACCUGCCUCCACAGAUCCCCAACGUCGCCUACCGUACGUUCUAUUGGCACGGAUGGCCCAUCUCAGCAAGCUCGAACCGGACCCAUACAACCAUCAGUCGGGCCACCAAGAUUGCCCCUCUCGACACUGCUGACCCUCGCUUUGCCAACGUAUCUAUCCCCGUCCUUGUUGGAUACGACACCAACGCGACGGCCUACCACCUCCCACCCUCCGGUCCUUUGACUGUCCGCAACAGGCAGAUUGGACUCAACAACACCAUUCCCGGCAACAUCAUCCAGUGCCGCCCGGUGUAUUCCCCCGACGACUACGCCCCUGGCCAGUUCCCCAUCGCCGCCGUUGACGGCGCAACCUCGACAAAGUGGCAGCCCGCGACCACCAACACAAGCGCGCUUACCGUGACACUGCCCGACGCCGAGGUCAACUCCGUGGUCUCUGGCUUCCACUUCGACUGGUGGCAGGCUCCCCCCGUCAACGCGACCGUCAUCUUUCACGAUGAGACGCUCGAGGAUCCAGUUACUGCGCUGUCUUCCUCCCACGGCAACCCUCAAUACACAGUCAUCACCACGCUAACGAACAUCGAACUAUCCCAGCCCUACAAUGCGGAGAGCUCCGACCUCAACAAGGUGGCCAUGCCAACGGGUAACACGACUGAUGUCCAGCUAUCCAGCACCGUGCACGCAGCCCGCUACGCUACGCUCCUCAUCUCCGGUAGCCAGGGCGACGGUGACGCCGGUGCCACCGUUGCCGAGUGGGCUAUUCUCGGUCAGGAGAAGGAGUCAUCCGGCCACGACAAUGGUAAGAGGAGGCUGGAUGUGAGAAGUGCCGCUGCGCUCUCGGGUAGCCUGGAUGACCGCCGCGCGAGACGUUUCACUGCUUAA
This is a messenger RNA of Aspergillus clavatus NRRL 1, 3225 nucleotides long. It is a transcript of the gene treA, whose product is annotated as alpha,alpha-trehalase treA. Gene Ontology annotation, cellular component: fungal-type cell wall. Gene Ontology annotation, biological process: trehalose catabolic process. NCBI's taxonomy places the organism in Eukaryota, Fungi, Ascomycota, Eurotiomycetes, Eurotiales, Aspergillaceae. The record is from RefSeq and is a predicted model, not a curated record. Bases 1 to 3225 code for a protein of 1074 amino acids. The transcript is spliced from 4 exons. Gene Ontology annotation, molecular function: carbohydrate binding; alpha,alpha-trehalase activity.